AUGAUAACUCCAGCUUUUGAACUGACCCAGGAUCCGGAUUUUCUUACAAUAAUAAUAAAAGUACCCUAUGCCAGAGCUUCAGAGUUUGACGUGUAUUUUGAAGGGGAAGAUUUUAAAUUUUAUGCUAAACCCUACUUUCUCAGAUUGACUCUUCCUGGAAGAAUUGUAGAAGAUGGCAGAGAAAAAGCAUCUUAUAAUACAGACAAAGGAACUUUUACAAUCUGUUUACCUAAGGAGAUCCCUGGCCAAUAUUUUGAGGGACUGGACAUGCUGACAUCUCUUUUAGCACCAAAGAAAUCAAGAUCAGCAAAACCUUUAGUAGAAGAGAUAGCUGCCUCUGCUGAGUUGUCUGAGGAGGAGGAGGAAGAAUUUGACUGGGAAAUAGAGCAGACUCCUUACAAAGAAAGUGUAGAAAGCACUCUACCACUCCAGUACCGUUACGGAUUUGGGAACUUGCGGUCCGGGGUGUUCCAGCGGCUGCAG
This is a messenger RNA of Eurypyga helias (sunbittern), 483 nucleotides long. Its product is annotated as protein SHQ1 homolog. The annotation marks the transcript as partial. Lineage: Eukaryota; Metazoa; Chordata; Aves; Eurypygiformes; Eurypygidae. Gene Ontology annotation, biological process: box H/ACA snoRNP assembly. The record is from RefSeq and is a predicted model, not a curated record. The transcript is spliced from 4 exons. Gene Ontology annotation, cellular component: cytoplasm; nucleoplasm.